GCAAUAUUCUGUUUGCAAAGGAAGGAGAAUUAAUGGCAAUGAAGGUGAAUGUACUUAACUUUGAAUCAAGAAAAUGCCUCUCUUUCGCUCUUCCUUCCUCCGCCAGCAGCUGCAGAUAUCCUAAAUUGUUCGUGGUUUCCGCUCUUCCUUCUCGUUCAAAACCAGCUAGUGAGGCACGUGUUCAAGUCACACACUCGAUGCCCCCUCACAAGAUCGAGAUCCUCAAAUCCAUAGAAGGCUGGGCUCAUGACAAUAUCCUGGUUCACCUAAAACCUGUGGAGAAGUGUUGGCAGCCUCAGGAUUUCUUGCCUGAUCCUUCCUCCGAUGGAUUCCAUGACCAGGUGAAGGAACUGAGAGAGAGAGUUAAGGAGAUUCCCGCCGAUUAUUUUGUUGUUCUAGUCGGGAAUAUGAUCACUGAGGAAGCCCUCCCGACUUACCUGGCAAUGCUGAACACCAUGGAUGGGAUGAGGGAUGAGACGGGGACGGACGCAACUCCUUGGGCAAUCUGGGCGAGGGCGUGGACUGCGGAGGAGAAUAGACACGGAGACCUUUUGAAUAAGUAUCUUUACCUUUCCGGGAGAGUUGACAUGAAGCAAGUGGAGAAGACUAUCCAGCAUCUGAUCGGGUCGGGGAUGGUAACUAGUACAUUACUGUAA
Salvia hispanica is the source of this 656-nucleotide messenger RNA. The record is from RefSeq and is a predicted model, not a curated record. NCBI's taxonomy places the organism in Eukaryota, Viridiplantae, Streptophyta, Magnoliopsida, Lamiales, Lamiaceae.